Aspergillus piperis CBS 112811 is the source of this 3707-nucleotide messenger RNA. Its product is annotated as HET domain-containing protein. The transcript is spliced from 2 exons. Lineage: Eukaryota; Fungi; Ascomycota; Eurotiomycetes; Eurotiales; Aspergillaceae. The coding region runs from base 435 to 3488 and encodes 1017 amino acids. The record is from RefSeq and is a predicted model, not a curated record.
CCGGACUUGGUUGCGGUAUACUCGGUAUAGAGACAUCAAACGGGGAGAGAUAAGAACCGAAAUUACGGUCUAUAAUUCCACUAUCCAUCUCUCCAUCUGUCUAAGAGGAGUGAGAAGAAUCUCAUGAGAUUAGUAAUGUUGUUAGCAUUGAUCGGCCUCAGUGUACCCCGCCAUUCAGCCGCACCAACUCAGCGCCAUGCACCUUCCACUUGUGAGUUAGCACCCUUGUAGCUAAUGGCCAAAGAAAAGCCCACCCCCCUCCGAAUUCAUCUCCAUUCUCUUACGCUACUACACUGGUCAAGGCGUUGGGACAUAUCUCUCCGUCUGCGCUUCAGACAGACGCGAUAUAUAGUUUCUGGUCUCCUGGCCAGCUUGUCGAACUUGAGGUUCAUACGAUCUUCACUGAACAUCGCAUGUGAGACUUGAAUCGCACCAUGUCUCCAGAACUGGCACGCAACCCUGUUCUGACAGGACCUGCCUUUACCUACACAGAGCUCCCGCGAGAGUCUCCACAUCCCACUACUCGCAUGAUACGCCUUCUGCCGAAUAAAGAUAAAGCUGCCCAAAUAGAAUGCGAGAUCUUCAACUAUGAGUUCAUAUUAGAUACGAGCGGUGGGGAUUCACACAUAUACGAGGCGCUUUCAUAUGUAUGGGGAAGUGGCACGAGCUCCCGAACGAUUAUACUGAACGGCUGCCGAUUCCCUGUGACUGAGAAUCUCUAUGUUGCUCUGUCCUACCUCCGAAACCGGCAGCUUGAAAGAAUAGUGUGGGUUGAUGCUAUAUGCAUUAAUCAGAGUAACCGGGAUGAAAAAGCCCAGCAGAUCCCAUUGAUGAGGGAAAUUUAUGCACAAGCUCAACAUGUCAUUGUUUGGCUUGGUGAGGCUUAUGACGAUGGCGAUAGAGCCCUUGAAGGACUCCGGUGCCUGGUGGAAGGACAGGAUAUAGAUAUUGAGGGGUGUGGAAAGUUAUGCGUGAAUCUGUUCCAAAGAGCUUGGUUUCGCCGUAUCUGGGUUCUUCAAGAGGUUGGCGUCGCACGAUUCAUUUAUAUCAUGUGUGGCUCAGUUCAGAUAAACGGACAUAUCUUAUGCGAAGGCCUCAAUAAACUUAGUCUUCCUCCAAAAGAUCAAGACAUGAUAGGCCCAGUCGUUUUUCUUAUUAAGGGGGCGCUUUUCCGGCCAAGAUAUGAGCCCAUGUCACGAGGAACUCUUACUAUUGGGGAGCUUGUGGGCAUGUACUGCUUCCACGAUGCUACCGAGCAGCAUGAUAAAGUUUACGCACUUCUAGGCUUAAGUGCUGACCCGAUGACACCCGCUCUGACGCCAAACUAUGACUUCCCCUGGAACAAAGUGUUCAAGCAAGUUACCAAUCACAUUUUCCCAAAAUGCUCUGUGGAAACGUGGCCUGAAUCAGAUAUAGCCAUCAUUAGAGGCAUGGGCUGGGCGCUAGGCCAUAUUUGCUCUGUACGACACGUAUCAGACUUCGGCCAGCAAAAAGUGAAAAUGUACUUGAAUGACACUGCCCAAUUAGUUGGUUAUCAGAGCGACUGGGAAACUGAUUGGGAACUUCAGACUUUUGCACAGUUCUUUGAACCUGGUGACAUAGUUUUCCUUCUUCAUGGGGCGUCGAGACCAAGUAUCAUUAGACUUUGCAGAGACCAUUUCAGGAUCAUCACACCUGCCGUGACUCUCCGCAAAAGACGCCCCAGAGAGUCUCUGGAAGGAACAUCUCGAGGAUGGCAUACACCGGGUGGAUUCUUUGAUAUCUUACUGGCGUGGAGAAUUCCUCUGAAUAACGAUACUAGGUCCCAGAAAUGGCCUGAAACAGAGCUUCCUGACAUGGUUCCAGCCUAUCAAGAACAGUCCUUUGAGGCGGAAUAUAGACGAAGCAAUAUUACCCGAAUCAUGGUAGGCGUUGCCAUGGAAGCAUUGGCCUUAGAAAAGCCAGAAAAUGAGGAUAUAGCGCAUUUGCUCGUCUCGAGUGGUACAGAUAAUACAACUGCUUCGAAAUUGACUAAGGCAUCUGGAGAGGAUAUCCGAUCCUCUUCUGACAAGAUCUUGCAAAGCUUCUUCCAAAGUGAGCAAGACGAUGUAUCAAUCUCUCAGGACAUGGUCAAAGCAGUGGCAGAGAAUUAUGGACCGUGUGGCUAUAUAAUCAUGGAGCUCCUUUUCCAGCUCCAAGGAUCUAGUCUUCCCAUCUCUGAAGAAGUGAUCGAGGCAGCAGCAGGAAACUUUGGAAAAUAUGGAGAUCAGGUUAUGAAGGCUAUCUAUCGCCACCGUGGAGAGUUCUUCCCAAUUUCCGAAGAGGUGGUCAAGGCAGCGGCAGGAAAUACUGGAAGAAAGGCAACCAAGAUAUUAAAGCUCCUCUUCAAAGCACAAGGGGAAGCCAUUCCAAUCUCAGGAGAAGUACUCAAAGCGGCAGCAGCAAACCGCUCAACCCAUGGGUUUGAGAUUCUGAAGAUUAUCGUUCACCAUCGUGGCCAAAAUCUCCCGGUAUCUGAAGAUGUGAUUAUAAACGCAAUAGAGAAUGAUGAGUGGGGAUACGACAAUAUACAUUAUCUCUUUGAAUGCUGCGAUAGGAAAGUUCCACUUUUUGAAGAACUAGUUAAGGCAGCAGCAGAAAGGGACGUGACGUUUCUGAGAUUACUGCUUGAGCAAGGAGAGGAAAGCCUUCUAGUCUCCGAGGAAACGGUUAAGGCAGCAGCAGGAUGUGUUACUGGGAAUGAGUCCCUGAAAUUACUCUUUCAAUAUGGAGAGAAAAGUAUUCCAAUCUCUGAGGAGGUGAUUAAGGUAGCGGCAGGAAAUGAGAUGUAUGAGAAUAGAAUCCUGGAAGUACUCUUUCAGUACGCAGAGGGAAGCCUUUCAAUCUCUGAGGAAGUAGUCAAGACAGCAGCACAGAAUGAGGGCAGUGGAACUGCAAUUAUGAAAUUCCUCUUCCAACAGAAAGGAGAUAAACUUCCAGUGACUGAAGAAGUGGUCAAGGCAGCAGCUGGAAAUGAGGGCUGUGGACAUGAUAUCAUAGAGUUACUCUUGCAACAGAAAAAAAGAAGCGGACUUCCAGUGACCGAAGAAGUGGUCAAGGCAGCAGCUGGAAAUAUGCGCCGUGGAUUUGUUAUCAUGGGGUUCCUCUUUCAACAGAAGGGAGAUAAACUUCCAGUAACUGAAGAAGUGGUUAAGACAGCAGCAGGAAAUCCGUGGUAUGGAUAUCUCAUUGUGGAUUUAAUCCUGCGAGUGAGAGGGAAUAACCUUCCAGUGACCGAGGAACCACUUGAAGCCGCGGAGAAUACUCGAUGCAGAGCAACGAUCCUGGAAAUUUUGCAGCCAAAAAGAAGCCUUCAGACAACGGUCACCGAAAGCCCAGAAGUCCCAGAGAUUUCGGAAAGUGCAGAGAGUUCAGACAGUCCAGAAAGUCUCGAAGAUCCACCAAGUUCAGAAAGUCCCGAAAGCUCGGAAAGUUCGCUGUCAUCGGAUGAAUUGGACGAAGAAGACUAGAGUGAGAUAGUAGUAUAACAAUCUACAAAUACUACUCAUUGGAGCCUGUAGCAGCCGUUUGGGUAGAAAAUCACCAGGAAGAUCCUGCUUGUUUAGGAAGAGAUCCGUGACCCCUUUCUAAUCAAUGACCAGGGAUAUAGAAUAGACCUUGGAGACGUCCAGCAUGAAAGCUCUCAAAGCUUAAAACCAAUAAGGCUAUGAAUAUCUGCAUGUAUAGAG